GGCGCCGUCCAUCAGGAGGCGCGGAUGAGCCGGGCGGCGGAGGUGAUGGUGCAGCACGUGGAGAACCUCAAGCGGCAUCACCUGCGGGAGCACACGGAGCUGGAGGAAAUGAAGAGGCUGAUCCAGCAGAACUCCCGCAACCGGCAGGUGGCCGAGAACAGGGAUGACGAUGAGCAGAGACUGAAGCUGCCCCUGCUGCGAACGUUCCAGCAGGUAACGCCGGCGCCCGUCCCCUGGCAGGGCUGGUGGUGCGCAGAGGCUCGGCUGACAGGCGGUUCACUAGCAACAGUUCAAACACAGCAGCGAUCUCCCCUACAGCUCCGCAGGUCGGGGAACGGUUGCGGGAGGUGACAGGCGCUGGGCCAGGCCCAACCUGCAUGACCACCUCGGGAGGUGGAGUGAGGAAGUUACAAAGUCUUUGCUGAGGGGUGUGGAACCAUCACGGGCCUCUGAUCUCUUGGGGGUAGAGGGACCUUCACGGCCCAUUCAUGGCACGCCAGUGAGCCCAGCGGGAGGUGGG
Messenger RNA from Pelodiscus sinensis (Chinese soft-shelled turtle), 520 nucleotides. The record is from RefSeq and is a predicted model, not a curated record. NCBI's taxonomy places the organism in Eukaryota, Metazoa, Chordata, Testudines, Trionychidae.